GUUGAACACGAAAGUACGGUGCGUGGUAGAUUUGUUUUGUUCAGUAGCCUUUGGACUUUGUUAUGGAUUUAAGUCUCGAUGAUAUUAUUCAGCAAAAACGCAUUAAAGUUAGUAGAGGACGAGGACGUGGUCGAGGUGGAGAAUCUCUUCGAGGUGUCCGUCGUGGUGGAGUAGCCCGGCGGAGUUCAAAUGGAAUGUCACGUGUCUUACCUGAUAAAUGGCAGCACGAUAUGUUUCAAGAUGGUCGAAGCCCCAAAGCAGCCAGUAAUACCGCUGCGAAUGCAACCAGACUUCAUAUAUCUAACUUGGAUUUCGGUGUUAACAAUGAUGAUAUAAAUGAACUUUUCCGGGAAUUCGGUGCAAUUCGGAAAGCAACAGUCCAUUAUGACAGAAGUGGCCGUUCUUUGGGAACUGCUGAGGUCGUUUUUGUGAAUCCUCUAAGUGCAACUAAAGCCAGAAACCACUACAAUGGUGUACCGCUUGAUGGACGUCCAAUGGUCAUUCAGUUAGUCGGUGCAGGUUAGUCAACAUACCGUCAGCCAAGUCCAUCAGGAAAUCACUUGGGUUUCAACUGUCGGUUUCGUAACUAUGCAUGGUUCCACGUUGUUUGGGAAGAUAGUGUUUCCAUAUUGACGUGCUGCCAAUAAACAUCUUUUUAAUGUUUUCUCUUACUGGGAUAUAUAAAGCUCGUACUUUUUGUCGUUGCUGAUUAUGAAACAAAAACUCCGCGUUUCUGUGGAUGUACGUCUACGUCAUUUUCCGAUGGUCGUUCAUAGACGAGGAACGUGGUGGAAUUCUCCGUUGUCUCAAGCUCCUGAACCUGCCGCGACAGUACGUCCACGUGCUACUCGUCCUCGUGGUUCUCCAGUACGCCGUGGCUUUGGACGUGGUCGAGGUCGUGCACGGGGACGUGGGCGAAUUCAGAAGCCGACAAUUACAAAAGAAGAGUUAGAUGCACAGUUGGCUGCAUACAAUGCUCAGCGUGGCUGACACUACCACAGAACCUUCACCGGGGAGGAUACUAUCGAAAUCUACCAGGUCCUCAAAUAUCUUGUCUAUUAAUGUGCUUCUACUUCCCUCCCAUGAAUAAUAAUAAUAAUAAAAACAGUAUCACUAUAAAAGUUUAGUUUCUAG
Messenger RNA from Heterobilharzia americana, 1134 nucleotides. Lineage: Eukaryota; Metazoa; Platyhelminthes; Trematoda; Strigeidida; Schistosomatidae. The record is from the annotation of a GenBank genome assembly.